CUCCAUCACCAAAACCCUAGCUUUAUCCCUCCAAUGGCUUCCCAAGCUGCUCACCACCUUCACUCUCACUUCACCUCCCUCCCACUCCCAAGCAGAAGACCAAGAAAUGGAUACUCAGCUCCACGCUCGCUCACCGUUACUGCCUCCAAAAAUCCGCCAAUCCAGGGCCGGAAGCUGAGGGCCGCUGUGGUCGGCGGCGGCCCAGCAGGCUCCUCCACCGCCGAGGCCCUGGCCUCCGGGGGCGUCGAGACCUUCCUCUUCGAGCGGAGCCCAGCCGACGCCAAGCCCUGUGGGGGCGCCAUCCCGCUCUGCAUGCUCGACGAAUUCAGAAUCCCGCUCCGGCUCGUCGACCGCCACGUCACCGAGAUGAGGAUCAUCUCCCCCUCGAACCUCACAGUCGACUUCGGCAAGACCCUCCAGCCCGGCGAGUUCAUCGCCAUGGUCCGCCGCGAGGUCCUCGACUCCUUCCUCCGGUCCCGCGCCGAGUCCGCCGGCGCCAGCCUCAUCACCGGCCUCGUCACCGAUCUCGAGGUCCCCACCUCGGGUUCCGCGCCGUACGUCGUGCACUACAUCAGCAACAGCUCGCGGCGGACCCUCGCCGUCGACGUCGUCGUCGGCGCGGACGGCGCCAACAGCCGAGUCGCGAAGUCGAUUAAGGCGGGUGAUUACUCGUGCGCGAUCGCGUUCCAGGAGAGAAUCAGAUUACCGGACGAGAAAAUGGAAUAUUACCAAAAUCUCGCCGAGAUGUAUUUGGGAGAUGACGUGUCCCCCGAUUUCUACGCUUGGGUGUUCCCCAAGUGCGAUCAUGUGGCCGUCGGCACAGGUACGGUCUGCUCGAAGCCGGACAUAAAGGCUUUCCAGAGAGGGAUGAGGGAGAGAGUGAAGCCGAAGAUCGCCGGCGGGAAGGUGAUCAAGGUGGAGGCCCACCCGAUACCAGAGCACCCUCGGCCGGUGAGGGUCCUUGGUAGGGCCGCGCUGGUUGGGGACGCGGCCGGCUAUGUGACGAAGUGCUCGGGCGAGGGGAUAUACUUCGCGGCGAAGUCGGGGAGGAUGUGCGGGGAGGCGAUCGUGAAGGCGUCGGAGGGGGGGAUGAGGGCAGUGACGGAGGAGGACCUGAGGAGGGAGUACCUCAGGGAGUGGGACGCGAGGUACCUGAGCACGUACAGGCUGCUGGACCUGUUGCAAAGCGUGUUCUACCGGAGCAAUGCGACGAGGGAGGCGCUGGUGGAGCUGUGCGGCGGGGAGUACGUGCAGAGGAUGUCGCUGGACAGCUACAUGUACAAGAGGCUGGCGGCGGGGAACCGGUGGGAGGAUGUGAAGAUGGCGGCGAACACUGUGGGCAGCCUGCUGAGGUGCCAGAUCAUGGGCCGCCGGAUGGAGGCUCUCAAGGCCUGAGAGAUUGAGAGAGAUUUUCAAAUGACUUCCAUUUUUAUGAGGAAGGAGGCUAUCUCCUCUUAUUCUUCAUUUGAAAAAUGGAGGGAAAAUUGAACUUUGAUAUCUAACGUUAUUCGACGAACCCAACUUAUGUUGUAACCACCGGCAAAUAGGAUCGAGAUCUGACUGGUUCGAGCAAGAUCGUCGUUGGAUGGUUGGGGGUAA
Molecule: messenger RNA, 1599 nt
Organism: Punica granatum (pomegranate)
Lineage: Eukaryota; Viridiplantae; Streptophyta; Magnoliopsida; Myrtales; Lythraceae
Source: RefSeq, a predicted model, not a curated record